AUGCCAGAAUUCCACAUCAUCAAUUCGAACGACGCCGUUCCAGGCACUGAAGCCCCACCCCCAGAAUUCAGCUUGACAGCUCACCCUGCCACAGAUAUCUGGUCCAAACCCCCCUCUACCAACGCCUUCAACGCCCCAAUACUUUACCAAUCUGUUCCCCUGCAGUCUUUCAAGCGUGCACGUGUCGCAGUCAACGCACAGUGGACACAAAAAUACGACCAGGGUGGCCUUGUCAUUAUCCUGAAUAAGGCUGACGGAUCCCAGAAGUGGGUGAAGACAGGCAUCGAGCUUACACACAACAAGCCACACGUGAGUGUCGUUGCGAAGGAUCACUGGGCGGAUUGGAGCUUGCUCCCUGUUCCCUCUGGUGGCAGAUCGGCCACGCUGGAGCUAGUUAGGGAGUUGGAUAAUAGUUUGUGGAUCUACCUUGUGGAGGGGGUUCUGAAGCAGCCUAUCCGUGAGGUCACUUGGAUCUUUGAGGAGGAGAAUGUAAAGGAGACUUGGGUUGGCGUUUACGCGGCGCGGCCGUCGACGGAGGGUGGGGAUUUGAUGGUCAAUUUUGGGCAUUUGGUUAUUGAUGUUCUUGACAAGAAAUAG
This is a messenger RNA of Penicillium odoratum, 597 nucleotides long. RefSeq lists its product as uncharacterized. The record is from RefSeq and is a predicted model, not a curated record. Lineage: Eukaryota; Fungi; Ascomycota; Eurotiomycetes; Eurotiales; Aspergillaceae. Bases 1 to 597 code for a protein of 198 amino acids. The transcript has a single exon.